AUGCAAAGCUUCAACAGAACCCCUGUGGUCACACACUUCAUCCUGGUGGGCUUCUCCCGCCUGGAAGAGCUGCAGCUGCUGCUCUUUGUCGUCUUCCUUCUCCUGUACUUGACCAUCCUGCUGGCCAACGCAACCAUCAUGGCAGUCAUCCGCUUCAGCCGGACGCUGCACACUCCUAUGUAUGGCUUCCUAUUCAUCCUUUCCUUUUCUGAGUCCUGCUACACAUUUGUCAUCAUCCCUCAGCUACUGGCCCACCUGCUCUCACACACCAAGACUAUCUCCUUCGUGGCCUGUGCCACCCAGCUCUUCUUUUUCCUCGGCUUUGCCUGCACCAACUGCUUUCUCAUUGCUGUAAUGGGGUAUGAUCGCUACGUAGCAAUUUGCCAUCCCCUGCGGUACACGCUUAUCAUGAACAAAAGACUAGGGUUGGGGUUGGUUUCUUUAUCUGCAGCCACAGGUUUUUUUAUUGCUUUGGUGGCCACCAACCUCAUCUGUGACAUGCCGUUUUGUGGCCCCAACCGAGUCAACCACUAUUUCUGUGACAUGGCACCAGUUAUCAAGUUGGCCUGCACAGACACCCACAUAAAAGAACUCGCACUGUUCAGCCUCAGCAUCCUGGUCAUCAUGGUUCCCUUUCUGCUAAUUAUCAUAUCCUAUGGCUUCAUUGUUAACACCAUCCUGAAGAUACCCUCAGCUGAGGGCAAAAGGAAGGCCUUUGCUACCUGUGCAUCCCACCUCACUGUGGUCUUUGUCCACUAUGGCUGUGCCUCCAUUAUCUACCUUCGGCCUAAGUCCAAGUCUGCCUCAGACAAAGAUCAACUGGUGGCAGUUACCUACACGGUGGUUACUCCCCUACUUAAUCCUCUUGUUUACAGUCUAAGGAACCAGGAGGUGAAGACUGCACUGAAAAGAGUUCUAAGAAUGCCUGUAGCAACCAAAGAGAUCUGA
Echinops telfairi (small Madagascar hedgehog) is the source of this 948-nucleotide messenger RNA. RefSeq names its product olfactory receptor 10T2. The transcript has a single exon. Gene Ontology annotation, molecular function: G protein-coupled receptor activity; olfactory receptor activity. The coding region runs from base 1 to 948 and encodes 315 amino acids. The record is from RefSeq and is a predicted model, not a curated record. Gene Ontology annotation, biological process: G protein-coupled receptor signaling pathway. Lineage: Eukaryota; Metazoa; Chordata; Mammalia; Afrosoricida; Tenrecidae. Gene Ontology annotation, cellular component: membrane.